AUCUGGCAUGAAUUUAUUGCAGAUUCGGGAAAAAGUUUGGAAUCCAGUCUGCCUUGAUGCUUGUGCACCCCAGUUGGGAAAAAAACUGGGCCAACCUGUUCCCUCCAGCAAAAUACUGGGUUUAAUUUCACCCUAUUACACUGAACGCUUUGGGUUUAAUCCUGCCUGCAAAAUAGUAGCAUUUACUGGAGACAAUCCAGCGUCUCUGGCUGGAAUGAGACUUUCUGAAGGAGACAUAGCAAUUAGCCUCGGCACUAGUGAUACCCUGUUUCUCUGGAUUAAAGAGCCAAACCCUGCUCUGGAGGGUCACAUUUUCUGUAAUCCAGUUGAUUCUCAAGCAUUUAUGGCCCUACUUUGCUACAAGAAUGGCUCCUUGAUGCGAGAGAAGAUCCGAGAUGAACUUGCGUUGGGCUCGUGGGAAGAAUUCUCAAAAGCUCUUGAAUCAACAGCAGCUGGAAAUGGUGGAAAGGUGGGUUUUUAUUUUGAUGUGAGGGAAAUUACACCAGGAGCUGUGGGAAUUCACAGGUUCGAUGCCCACAAUGUCGAGACACCAGCAUUCCCAAAGGAAGUGGAAAUACGGGCCUUGAUCGAAGGACAAUUCAUGGCCAAAAGGAUCCACGCAGAAAAGCUGGGCUAUAAAAUACUGCCAACCACAAAAAUCUUGGCUACCGGCGGGGCGUCGCACAACAAGGCAAUCUUACAAAUCUUGUCUGAUGUCUUCAGUGUUCCAGUGUACACAAUCGACACCGCUAAUUCAGCCUGUUUAGGCUCUGCUUACAGGGCUAUCCAUGGACUCGCGGCAGAGGAAGGACUGCCCUUGACCGAUGUUGUGAAAUCAGCACCGGGCCCCCGAUUAGCUGCUACUCCAACUGAAGGCGCAAGUCAGAUCUACCAACCUUUGCUUAAAAGAUACCUGGAACUUGAACAGAAGGUGCUGAAUAAAUCAAAAUAGUAUCUUCGAAGAGAAUCUAUCAGUAAUGAUUUAAAUGAAGAGCAUAUUGGAGAGUGAAAGAAACUGGGCCCAUAGUUGUGUGGAACAUUCCUUGGUUUUGUAAUUGAAACUACGGUGGAAUAAAUGCUACCCUUGUUCUGUUCAUCGCUGUCUACACAAGUGGUUCUUCAACAUCCAGGAAUACCUCUAGUAGCACUUCCAAACAAGGAUUUUGCCAUUUCAAAUUAGCUUUGGAUUUACCUGAUCAAAUAAUGUUUGCUUUUUUAAAGAGCUGAUUUAGCUUCUUUCAGUGAGAUGAUUAUAUGCACAGAUAUGGAAAGGUUCAACAUUAGCCACUAUGGUUGGUGAAGUUGUCAAAUUUUGCUGAAAUGGACAAAUCAACCUCUUUUGAUUAGAGAAAUCUAGCUAUGUUUAUUGGUGAUUGGAAGCCUACUUUUUGUGUAGAAAUG
Pseudonaja textilis is the source of this 1401-nucleotide messenger RNA. The record is from RefSeq and is a predicted model, not a curated record. NCBI's taxonomy places the organism in Eukaryota, Metazoa, Chordata, Lepidosauria, Squamata, Elapidae.